UAUAAAUAGAGGGUGACCCCCCUGCUUUGCAAAUUGUACAUCCACACACAAUAAACAAAAUGACUUUUCCCGAUAAGCAAACCGCAGCCGUUUUCCACAAGCACGGUGGACCCGAGAACGUAAAGUUCGAAGAAGUCCCCGUUGGUGAACCCGGUGAAGACCAAGUCUUGGUCAACAUCAAGUACACUGGUGUCUGCCACACUGACUUGCACGCCCUUCAAGGUGACUGGCCUCUCGAUGUCAAGCUUCCCUUGAUUGGUGGUCACGAAGGUGCUGGUGUUGUCGUCAAGGUUGGCCGUGGUGUUAGCCGUCUCAAGAUCGGUGACCGUGUCGGUGUUAAGUGGAUGAACUCCUCUUGCGGUAACUGCGAAUACUGCAUGAAGGGUGACGAAACCAUCUGCCCUCACAUCCAACUCUCUGGUUAUACCGUCGACGGUACCUUCCAACACUAUGCCCUUGCCAACGCUACUCACGCUACUCUCAUCCCCGAGUCCGUUCCCCUCGAGGUUGCUGCUCCCGUCAUGUGCGCUGGUAUCACCGUCUACCGUGCCUUGAAGGAGUCUGGUGUCAAGCCCGGUCAAUGGAUCUGCAUUCCUGGUGCCGGUGGUGGUCUUGGUCACUUGGCCGUUCAAUACGCUAAGGCUAUGGCCAUGCGUGUUGUUGCCAUCGACACUGGUGAUGACAAGAAGGAACUCGUUGCCAACUUCCACGGUGACGUUUUCGUCGACUUCAAGACUGACGAUGUUGUCGAAGUCGUCAAGGAGAAGACUGGUGGUGGUGCUCACGGUACUUUGGUCUUGUCUACCUCCCCCAAGUCUUAUGAGCAAGCUGCUUCUUUUGCUCGUCCUGGCUCCACCAUGGUCACUGUUGCCAUGCCUGCCGGUGCUAAGCUCGGUGCUGACAUCUUCUGGUUGACCGUCAAGCAACUCAAGGUUUGCGGUUCUCACGUCGGUAGCCGUCUUGACUCUGUUGAGGCUUUGGACUAUGUGGCUCGUGGUCUCGUCAAGCCUUACUACAAGGUCCAACCCUUCUCUACUCUCCCCGACGUCUACAACCUCAUGCACGAGGGUAAGAUUGCUGGCCGUAUUGUCUUGGAUCUUUCCAAGUAAGCGCUUAGCUGAUUCUCCCGCUGAUGUGUUGUUUUCAAUGGGAAAGAUUUUCAAGAGCUCAGUAGGGAUUGAUUCUAGAAAUGCAAAGAAUAGGGAAAUGCCUUUUUUUUCUUCUUUUUCCUUGCCGUUUACGAUAAUCUAUAACUGUUUUCGUUAUUGAAUGGUGUAUUUUUGCCUGACGUUAAUCCAAUACACUAGUCGUGAGGCGAAAAUGCCAUUUCAAUUGCGUUGGAAAAAAAAAGAAAUGCCUCUGAACUCUUGUAUGAAUGUUUUUGUUGUACAAAUGAAAUUUAGAUGUUUUGAAUAUCGGUAAACA
This is a messenger RNA of Schizosaccharomyces octosporus yFS286, 1425 nucleotides long. RefSeq names its product alcohol dehydrogenase Adh1. Bases 60 to 1109 code for a protein of 349 amino acids. Lineage: Eukaryota; Fungi; Ascomycota; Schizosaccharomycetes; Schizosaccharomycetales; Schizosaccharomycetaceae. Gene Ontology annotation, molecular function: zinc ion binding; oxidoreductase activity. The transcript has a single exon. The record is from RefSeq and is a predicted model, not a curated record.